AUGACGGCGGAGGGCCACAACGUCGACGCGAACCUUCUGGGUAUAGGUCGCGAUCACGGCCACUACUUCUCGAAAAAAACAUUUGGCAAGCCCACGUACUGUCACCAUUGUUGCGAUAAAAUAUGGGGCAUGCUCACGCAAGGAUACGCCUGCGAGGUGUGCAACUUUGUGUGUCACGAGAAAUGUCUAAAAACCGUCGUGUCUUACUGUAGCGGGGUAGCACUGCAGCUUAUCAAGGUAAGACUCAUUGUGGUAGAGUUAGUGAACAAAGUUUUUGUUUGCUCACAGAGGUAGUU
Strongylus vulgaris is the source of this 296-nucleotide messenger RNA. NCBI's taxonomy places the organism in Eukaryota, Metazoa, Nematoda, Chromadorea, Rhabditida, Strongylidae. The record is from the annotation of a GenBank genome assembly.